Molecule: messenger RNA, 1464 nt
Organism: Trematosphaeria pertusa
Lineage: Eukaryota; Fungi; Ascomycota; Dothideomycetes; Pleosporales; Trematosphaeriaceae
Exons: 2
Coding region: 215-1348 (377 amino acids)
Cellular component (GO): U2-type catalytic step 2 spliceosome; Prp19 complex; U2-type catalytic step 1 spliceosome
Molecular function (GO): pre-mRNA binding; U6 snRNA binding
Source: RefSeq, a predicted model, not a curated record
CGAGUUAAUCCGCCACCCGAGCUGCCCGCCAAGCCGUUUGGCCGCUUCGUCAUUUCACCCUUCGCUUUCUCGAGAUUAACGUCUUCGCGACCGCCUCCAGGUGCAACACCGUCCCCACAGAAGCGUACUCUGUCCGUCCCGACUGGCUUUACCUCUUGCAACCUCCGCACAUAGCGUACGAUCCCAGCGACCCCCGCCCACCCUUCCUCCACCGAUGCCUCCGCAAAUCAAGCAAGACCUCAAUAGGUCCGGCUGGGAAACGACAGACUUCCCGUCGGUCUGUGAGCGAUGUCUGCCGGAUAACCCAUACGUGCAGAUGCUAAAGGAGGACUAUGGAGCUGAAUGCAAGAUCUGCACACGACCGUUCACGAUAUUUCGCUGGAAAGCCGAUCGCACAGCUCGACAAAAGCGCACAAAUAUCUGUCUGACAUGUGCGCGCCUAAAGAACUGUUGUCAGUGCUGUAUGCUGGAUCUUUCGUUCGGCCUACCCAUCGUCGUGCGCGAUGCGGCGCUGAAGAUGGUGGCGCCGGGCCCGCAGAGCGACAUAAAUCGGCAAUAUUACGCUCAAGAGCACGAGAAAGAAAUCGAGGAGGGUAGAGGAGCAGUGGAGGCUUACGACAAGACGGACGAAAAGGCACGAGAGCUGUUGAAGCGGUUAGCGCAGAGCGAACCCUACUACAAGAAGCAGCGGCGGCUAGAGGCUGAGGGUGGGGGUGAGGGAGCACAGAAAGCGCUUCCUGCGCCAGAAGGAGGAGGCGGAGGUAGCUCAGCUGGGCAUGUGCCCGGCCCGAUAAGAACGAAGGAUACUCGGGGACCUAUCGGUGGUAGAGGUGCAAUGCGGGCAGGUCGAGGUGGACGCAUGCCUGGGGCACAAGCAGCACCUAACCCAGAAGACUGGCUUCCCCCGAGGGACCCCAACAUUGCCUCCCUUUUCGUCACCGGCGUCGAAGACGACUUGCCCGAACACGAGAUCCGGACGCACUUCGCACAGUACGGUCAACUUCGAUCGGUUGUCUGUUCACACCGCGCACAUUGUGCGUACAUCAACUAUGUGAAGAGGAAAGACGCAGAAACCGCGGCGGAGACGUUGAAAGGCAAAGCGGUCAUCAAAGGCUGCCCCAUGAAGGUCACUUGGGGAAGGCCGAAGCAGCUGGACAGCCUCGAUCAGAAUGUGCGGAUGAUGUACGCGAAGGAGGGCAGGCAAGCGGCUGGAGGCGCAAAGCGAGCUGCUGCCGCGCAGGCUGCGAUCGAAGCCGCUCCGGAGACGAACCUCGACAGUCUUGCCACCAUCGCACCGCCACCGGGAGCGGACGACGAAGUCAAUUAUGCCAGUUUGGCUGGGAACUAAGCUCGUAAAAUGGGUCUGGAAUUGGCGUUUUGGCUUGCAUGGCAUGGGUAUCACGGUUCAUUUGGGGUGGCCAAAAGUCAGGAUGAGCAGCAUUUAGUGCCUGCUAAUGUUUUCCC